Molecule: messenger RNA, 477 nt
Organism: Symbiodinium necroappetens
Lineage: Eukaryota; Dinophyceae; Suessiales; Symbiodiniaceae
Source: the annotation of a GenBank genome assembly
AUGUUAUCUUCAAAUAUUGCGUGCUCGAGCCUCUCCACCAUUCCAUCCUACGGCUCUCGCGCCUUUCCCCUGCUCUCUGCAAUGGCAUUGCCAAUGAAGAAGAUUGUGAUGAAGGCCAUGAAGUCCACGGCGAUGAAGGUCAAGGCCCCGAAAGGCAUGAAGGCCAUGAAGAAGAAAGCUAUCACAAAUGUCGCCCGUGGCAAGCUGGCCAAGAUGGUCGUCUUCAAGGGUCGCAAGGAAAAGACUGCGACGGGCCUCCAGAAGGCUCAGCUCAUGAAGAACAAGCGUGGCAAGGUUGUUACAAAGAAGCAGCAUGCCCGUGGCAAAGCGCUGUUCCAGAAGUUUGCCCAGCGUUGGCUGGACGCCGUCAUGACGGCCAGGAAGGAGCUUGGUGUGAAGGGUUUUUGCGCUAUCGGUGGCAAGAGUGCUCAGGGCAAGGCACUCUAUGCCAAGGCGAAAGCGCUUUAUGCAGCUUGA